This is a messenger RNA of Hypoxylon trugodes, 1022 nucleotides long. RefSeq lists its product as uncharacterized. The transcript is spliced from 4 exons. Gene Ontology annotation, molecular function: zinc ion binding; DNA-binding transcription factor activity, RNA polymerase II-specific. The coding region runs from base 134 to 739 and encodes 201 amino acids. The record is from RefSeq and is a predicted model, not a curated record. Lineage: Eukaryota; Fungi; Ascomycota; Sordariomycetes; Xylariales; Hypoxylaceae. Gene Ontology annotation, biological process: regulation of DNA-templated transcription.
UCCUUCCCUGUUAAGCUCCACGUUUCGAUCUCUCUCCCAGAAAAGAUUCAAGUCACCAGCACAUCCAUCAGGUUCAGGCUCGAUGGCAAUUUGUCUGAUUGGUUCGGUCUUUUUCAGCUGACUUGUGUACUACAUGGAAUCGCGGAGUUUCAAGAAGCUCGCGCCAGCGCCAGCCGAGCCAGGCACUGGUGAAAACCAGGCCCAGAUUUCUGUGCCCGUCCCUGGUCCUCGCAGGAACCUAACGAGAAACGCUUGCUCUCCAUGUAAAAUUAAAAAGGCGAAGUGUGACGGAAACCGACCUACUUGUUCCAGAUGUCAGAAGAACGGCGACACGUGUGUGUACGAGGUGAACAAGCGGGAUAUAGGAAAGCUACAACUACUCAGCGACCACGAUACCGCUAGAUUACAGAGUUUCGAGCUAGUUUUUGGGGUGCUGCAAAAUGGGCCCGAUCACGAAGCUGCGGAUCUCUACUCCCAAAUCAGACUUGGGAGAUCCGUUGAGAUGCUUGCAUCUACUCUAAACCCUUCUAGCAUCCAAUCUUCGACAUCGGCUUCGUCCAAAAACCCCGCAGCUGCGUCAAGUUCAUAUUCAACCGCUAUGCGCGACGACUCCGAGACCCCAGCUCCAGAAGCAUCGCAAGGCUUCCUUGACCUCCUCUACGACCGAGAUGACUGGCUCCAAACUCCUGACGGCACAACUCCUGACGGUACCAGUGCCCACAACACAGAGGGGGAGUAGCCAGAGAAUAAAUAUGAAAUACCAUUCCCGCAGCGGCUAACAAGACCGCAUGUUUCUUCUAAUAGAAUACCGUUUAACUCCCAUAAAACAUACGACCUCUCGAUGCUCACCGACCUAACCCCGAAUACCACACGACAUUCAUUAAGUCCCUUCGAUAGCUUCAGUACAUCCCUAUUCCAGAGUUCCAAAGAAUUACGGCCUCGAUUCCAGCUUUUACUGACAAGAAACGCCAUGCCGCCACUAAUUUGCUUCCGAAUGAGCUAUGGUGGAUUCCUAUCUGUUC